UCUGUUCAAGGAAUCAAAAGAAAAGAUGUACUUCAUUCGCUUACGUCCUAACAGGUCACGAGUUCAUGCUAUUAGACUAGAUAGAAUGAAUGUACUUAAGUACGCAACUUCAGGUUACGGCAACCAUUCUUCAAGUCGAGAUUCGACGCCGAAUAAUUCUCAACACAAGCCUAAAUCUUCGCAGAAUUCAAAUAACAAACAUCACGAAAAGAUUGACAGCAAAAAUGAGAAAAAUUUUGAAGAUAACAAGAUUCCAAAAUAUCGUCGAGCUCUUGAUCACCAAGCAAAAGAUGAUCUCGUUGAUGGAUCAUAUUGGAGCGAGCCUGUCGGAUCAAAAAAGUAUGUAAAAAAAAUAACAAUGAAAAAGUUCGUUUACUGA
Dentiscutata heterogama is the source of this 379-nucleotide messenger RNA. The record is from the annotation of a GenBank genome assembly. NCBI's taxonomy places the organism in Eukaryota, Fungi, Glomeromycota, Glomeromycetes, Diversisporales, Gigasporaceae.